Molecule: messenger RNA, 281 nt
Organism: Cladocopium goreaui
Lineage: Eukaryota; Dinophyceae; Suessiales; Symbiodiniaceae
Source: the annotation of a GenBank genome assembly
GAAAGGCCUCGUGAGAUCCGCGCCCCUCCUUGGAGAGUUGCUACACCGCCUGCUCCACCAGCUUUUCCUCCCCCCCCACCUGCCAUCUUGCCGCCGCCACCAGCAGUUCCGCGAGCUCCAGCAAUUCCGCCAGCUCCACCAGUUCCCAUGCGAGUGGCCCCAGAAUUCCCCUUCCAAUUGCCGCCCCCAGCAUUCCAAGUUGUGCCACCUGUGCCAACUGUGCAAGUGCCAGCGGAUGUGUAUGCCAGACUGGCACAGCUGGAGAUGAGCUUGCAUCACAG